This is a messenger RNA of Penicillium taxi, 1263 nucleotides long. RefSeq names its product DUF3984 domain-containing protein. NCBI's taxonomy places the organism in Eukaryota, Fungi, Ascomycota, Eurotiomycetes, Eurotiales, Aspergillaceae. Bases 1 to 1263 code for a protein of 420 amino acids. The record is from RefSeq and is a predicted model, not a curated record. The transcript has 2 exons.
AUGGACUUCAAUUCGUCUGGCUUUGGCUCGCGUCAACGCUCAUACCCAAAUCUCCACCACAUCUCAUUGGCUCCACUUAGGCCUCGAUUUCCCAUCGACGAUGACAUAGAUUUCACAGAAUAUUUCAACCACGGCGACACAAAUUCUCCGAAAACAUCCUAUCUCUCUAGUGCCUCUAUGCCCAGCACCCCACCAAUCCUUUCCCACUCGCGCAGUGAAUCACGAACCCGCCUCGCUCCCUCGCGAAGCUCAACUCGCCUCGACCCACUGAGCGACACAAAUCUAGUCAGCAGAAGCAGAAAUCUUACACUCCCACCACACCACCAUGCUGCCACACACGGGGAAAACCGCAGCUCCUCGAAUAUUCGCAAUAUUACUGGCCAUGCAAACACAAAGGCCGAUGCAGAAUGGAUGCUGCGCACUGGUAUAGCCCUGGCCUCAUCUACACGAGAGGAAAAAGGCCAGAGCUGGCUCUCUAAGCGUGAGAGCUCUACUAGUCUCGUCACAGACAUGGCUUUCGAUGACCCUACAUCGAUGAGUUCUCAUCGUCACCACCACCACUCCAAGUCUAGAGCAUCCUCGCGGAAAUCUUGCUCUGGUGCGUCGACGCCGAAUGUCUACUUGACUCCGACACACAGAUCUCGUGCUGGAAGUAGACGUGGCAGUCGUAACGCUCUCACUAUGACCAGCCUGCCGCCCUUCACGACACUUUCGUCGGCAACAGUUGGUAAAACAGGUGUGAUGAGUCCUGAAGUUCGUGGUCGCAGCACUGAGCCCGUUCCAGACUUUGUGGAUGAGCGUGUUCGUGCAGAGAUGAUCUCGUUGCAACAGGGCCAUCCGCCCGAAGAGGAACACGGGCGCUGGGAUGAGGAGAAUGGUAAUGAUUCCGAGUAUGACUACUCUUCCGAUGAUACUUCGGAGGAAUUUGACGAGACAGAUCUGCAGCGUUUACGACGCGAGUGCGGAUUCGGAUUGGGGACUUGGGUUGACCGAAUUGUUGAAUGGAUGUUGUUUGGCAUGGAUGAGUUGCCUGUAUCUGUUGCUCCUGUCGCUGCCCAGACGCAUAUUGGAGCUGCUGUUACAACCACAAGUAUUACGUUUGUGGAGUCUGAGGAUACUUUGUCUGUAGUUACUACCGAUGCAGAACGCAACCAUGAGUCUGAGGGCGAGUUAAGUAUUAGCGGUGAGAAGCCUGGUGCAGAGGGUGGAUGGGAGGAUGCGACUUGGUUGUUUCGAGUUGCCAAGAGAGCAUUUACGUCGUAA